UCAUUGCGUGAAAUUCUCUUCAGAUACCCGCGAUCGGAAUCUGACACGGGGUCAGAUUUCCGGCCGGCACUCGACGUCCUCGACACUGACCGGGACGGCAAGAUAAGCUCCGACGAUCUCCGGGCUUUCUACACCGGGUUCGCCAGCGCCGGCGCCACCGAGGACGACAUCGGGUCGAUGAUCUCGAUCGCGGACUCCAACAAAGACGGAUUCGUCGAAUUCGAUGAGUUCGAGCGCGUCCUCGACUGCGGGAAAACGUCGCCGGGAAAUGGGGUGAUGGAGGACGUUUUUAGGGUAAUGGACAGAGACGGAGAUGGGAAAGUGGGAUUCGAUGAUCUGAAGAGCUACAUGAAUUGGGCGGGUUUCAUUACAAGUGAUGACGAUAUCAAGGCCAUGAUCCGGAUGGGCGGUGGGAAUGAAGAGGGGGUUUGUUACCAGGGCCUGAUGAAGAUCCUGACCGUUGAUUUGGGGGCAGGGUCGUCGGCUUGAUUUCCGUCGAUUGUCAAAUCGCCGCACGUGAUUUUUUGGUUUUAGUUGUUUUUUCUCGGUUGGCGGAAUCGAAAACAAAAGGGCCGUUUUCCAUAUGCAUGGUCCAACGCGUUUGUCGCAUUUGUAUUUAUUUUACUUCGUUACAAGUCACUGUACGCAUGGCAAAUGGACGAGAUCAGGACCGUUCAUUUAGU
Molecule: messenger RNA, 683 nt
Organism: Magnolia sinica
Lineage: Eukaryota; Viridiplantae; Streptophyta; Magnoliopsida; Magnoliales; Magnoliaceae
Product: calcium-binding protein CP1-like
Exons: 1
Molecular function (GO): calcium ion binding
Source: RefSeq, a predicted model, not a curated record